Trichoderma atroviride IMI 206040 is the source of this 1059-nucleotide messenger RNA. RefSeq lists its product as uncharacterized. NCBI's taxonomy places the organism in Eukaryota, Fungi, Ascomycota, Sordariomycetes, Hypocreales, Hypocreaceae. The record is from RefSeq and is a predicted model, not a curated record. Gene Ontology annotation, molecular function: oxidoreductase activity, acting on the CH-OH group of donors, NAD or NADP as acceptor.
AUGCCUUCGCUAUUAGUACCUGAUAUUGAUCCGCCAGCGCUGGUCGUCGUCACAGGCGCCAACGGAUUCAUUGCUCAGCAUUGCGUCGCUGCACUGCUCGUAGCCGGCUUUCAGGUUGUUGGGACAGUCAGGAGUGCCGCCAAAGUCGAGACUGUAAUAAAGACACAUCAUGCACACCCCAAACUGCGGGUUGUCGUCAUCGAAGACCUCACAGACGUCCAGAGAUAUCUCGAGAUUCUUGAGCCUCUAUCGCCAACUGCCAUUUUCCACAUUGCUGGGCCGUUUCACUACGACGCAAAGAACUUUGAGGAGGAGAUGAUGGUCCCCGCGGUAAAGGGAUCACUGGCGGUUUUGGAGGUGGCAGCAAAGAUUGAAAGCAUCCGGCGAGUCGUUCACACAAACAGCUUUGCGUCAAUAUACGACGCCGCAGCCGGCCCCAGCCCGGGGAAAAUCUACACGUCUCAGGACUGGAGUCCGCUGGAGUACGAGGACGGAGUCAAAGCGGACAAUGCGCCCACGGCGUAUCGCGCGAGCAAGGCGGCGGCUGAAAAGGCGGCAUGGAAGUUUAUGGAGAAGAAGAGGCUCGGAUUCGAUCUUGUCAGCUUGUGUCCCGCCAUGGUGUUUGGUCCUUUUCUACCAGAGGCUAAGCCGACGACGAUUGCCGGUGUCAACACGAGCAAUCUCCUGCUCUGGGCAGCUAUUUCUGCCGGUCGAGACAAGGCGGUGCCGCCGACAAAGGGGCCCGUCUGGGUUGACGUGCGUGAUGUGGCAGAUGCCCACGUUCAAGCUCUCCGAUGGGUAGGACUUGGUGGCGGCCGCUAUCUCCUGGCUUCUGGCGUUUACUGCAACCAGGAGCUCGCAGAUGUAAGCAGGCGGAUGUUCCCAAAAUACGGGGACAGAAUCCCGAUUGGCGAGCCUGGCAAACGGGAGUCCCACACGCACUUUGGCAUCAGCACUGAAAAGACGGAUAAUCAUCUGGGGGUGAAGUGGAGGAGCCUGGAGGAUAGUCUGGCUGAUGUGGUGCCUCAACUGUUUGAGAUUGAGAAGGGUCAGACUUGA